GUGUCUUUUGUAGAGGAACUUGCUUCGAUCACCGAGCGCAAUCUCUGGUCGAACUCUGGAGAGCUUGUAGACGAAUAUCAGAUAGAAUAUAUAUUUCAUUCUCGUGCAUAAGAAUUAGAUAUGGCUGAUAACGGUCGUCAACCUCUCCUGGGGUUCAACCGCCGCAUUGACGAAGAAAGCAACAUAUCCAGUGAUAAAGAUCGUCGUAGAAAGAUCAUAUUUGGAGUAUUUGGUGUAUCUUUGAUUCUCUUGAUUGGCUUUACCUUGGGAGCCACGAUUUAUGCACGACAUGGUUCAAGAAAUCCAAGCGGAAAGCGCAAUGUUAUUCUCAUGAUAUCUGAUGGUUUCGGCCCUGCUUCGGAAACUCUAGCCCGUAAUUAUCAUCAAUAUACCAAUAAUCUUCCUGUUGGUACACAACUACCGCUGGAUACUAUUCUUGUCGGUUCGUCGCGGACGCGUAGUUCCAAUAGUUUGGUCACAGACUCGGCAGCUGGCGCGACAGCGUUUGCGUGUGGAUUGAAAACUUAUAACGGCGCCAUCGCUGUGGAUCCUGAAUCCAAACCAUGUGGUACCGUUCUCGAGGCUGCAAAAGAACAGGGCUAUCUAACGGGCUUGGUCGUGACCUCCCGAAUUACACAUGCUACCCCAGCUUGCUUCGCUGCACAUGUCGGUAGCAGGGCAUCGGAGAAUGACAUUGCUCUUCAAGAAAUCGGAAAUUACGCACUUGGUCGCAGGGUGGACCUCAUGUUUGGAGGCGGCAAUUGUCAGUUCAGGCCCAAUUCCGAUCCUAAAAGCUGUCGCGCGGAUGGACUUGAUGUAUUCUCAAUGGCAAAGAAUGCUGGAUGGAGUGUGCUGGAUGAUCAUCAACAUUUUCAGUCAUUGAAAGCAUCGGACGCUAGACUUCCAUUAAUGAGCUUGUUGGCGGUGGAUCACAUGCCCUAUGAGAUUGAUCGCGACCCUGAGAACACGCCGUCGUUGAAAGAAAUGGCCGUCAAGGCUUUGGAUAUCCUUACUCACGCAUCUGAUAAAGAUGCGAAGGGCUUUUUCCUUAUGAUUGAGGGCAGUCGAAUUGACAUGGCGGGACACAACAAUGAUCCAGCUACUCAUGUUCGUGAGAUCCUUGCAUAUAAUGAGGCCAUCGCGGCAGUCAAGGCAUACGUGGAUGAACACCCUGACACUGUCAUGAUAUCAGUUUCCGACCACGAAACAGGCGGUUUGUCGGUCGGACGACAAGGUGAUCCGCGCAAGUAUCCCGAAUACGCUUGGAAGCCUGACGCUCUGACCGGAGUUAAGAAAUCUACCGAAGUCAUCGCUCCAGCAAUUGUGGCGAAACAAAAUGACACUUCUUUCAUAACUGAGACCGUACUGAAAAACUGGAUGAACGUGACUGACGCUACUACGGACGAAAUCGAAAAUCUCACGAAGACCACCUCUGUCGGUGACCUUACCAAUGCCCUCGGGGACAUUCUGAGCAAAAGGGCCCAGUUGGGAUGGGCUACCCAUGGACAUUCUGCCGUUGACGUUAACCUGUAUGCCUACGGUUUAAAUGCGGCUAGACUCGCCGGCAAUCAUGAGAAUACAGAGAUCAGCGAUUUCAUUGUCAGGCAAUUGGGUCUAAAUCUUGAGGCCAUCACCAUCAAAUUGAGAAGCCAAAACAUUGGACAAGCAUCUGUACGGCAUGAAACGGGACCCUUGAAGAUUAGACAUUAUCAUACGGACUGAAGCUUGUAGAUGACCAAGUUAGAUUAUCUUUCACAUCGGACUUGUAGCUUACUCAUCAUAAUAUAUUUUAAAGACGCAUGAAACAGGA
This is a messenger RNA of Spizellomyces punctatus DAOM BR117, 1810 nucleotides long. RefSeq lists its product as uncharacterized. Gene Ontology annotation, cellular component: fungal-type vacuole membrane. The coding region runs from base 121 to 1722 and encodes 533 amino acids. Gene Ontology annotation, biological process: dephosphorylation. Lineage: Eukaryota; Fungi; Chytridiomycota; Chytridiomycetes; Spizellomycetales; Spizellomycetaceae. The transcript has 14 exons. Gene Ontology annotation, molecular function: alkaline phosphatase activity. The record is from RefSeq and is a predicted model, not a curated record.